This is a messenger RNA of Punctularia strigosozonata HHB-11173 SS5, 1914 nucleotides long. RefSeq names its product FAD/NAD(P)-binding domain-containing protein. The record is from RefSeq and is a predicted model, not a curated record. Gene Ontology annotation, biological process: heme biosynthetic process. Gene Ontology annotation, cellular component: mitochondrial inner membrane. NCBI's taxonomy places the organism in Eukaryota, Fungi, Basidiomycota, Agaricomycetes, Corticiales, Punctulariaceae. Gene Ontology annotation, molecular function: protoporphyrinogen oxidase activity, oxygen as acceptor. The coding region runs from base 100 to 1809 and encodes 569 amino acids. The transcript is spliced from 4 exons.
CCGAAGAGCGACAUAACCACUUGGCUUGACCCUGCGCAACCCUUGUAUCAGGACAAGGGAGGGGUAGACCGUCAUCUCGGCCCUUGCUCGCCUUGCCGGAUGCCACCGAGCCACAUCGCUGUACUUGGAGGCGGGAUCUCAGGCUUAUCCGCCGCGCAUCACCUCGCGCGGCGCUAUCCGACAACGCUCAUCACUCUCCUCGAGAAGGACUCCCGACUUGGAGGAUGGAUACGCAGCGAGCGAAUGCGAGUCAGCGACGGGGCGGGUAACAGCGCCAGCGUGUUGCUGGAGGUGGGGCCGAGGCAUCUGAAAGCGCCGACGAGGUCGCGCUUGCAUUCGGCGUACGUGCUGGAAUUGGUGAACCAGCUCGGCAUAGAAGACGGCAUCGUGAAAGGACCCAUGCCCGGUGCUCCUGAUGCCAUGCAACUCGUGUCCAUGCCCGCCGUCAACGCCAACCCCUCAACCCCCGCCGAACUGAUGCUGCUCCCCGACCGCUGGUCGGAUCUGGACCCUUGGGAGCAUCCGAGCCACCGACUCCUGAUGCGCGCCGCCUUUUCCAACGUCGCCAACGGGACCCGACACCAUAAUUACGACCUCGGUAAUCUUUCCAAGGCCGGCCGCUGGUUGAAGGGGCGCUCCGCGUCCCUCCUUGAUGAAAACGUGCAACAAUACCUCGAGAAGCGGUUCAAGAACCCGGUCGUGGCCGAUAUUCUCGGCACUGCGGUCGUGCACGGCGCCCUGGCCGCCGACGCGCGCUUCCUCAGCGUGGCGAUCGCCUUCCCCGACGUGUAUCGCUUAGAGCGCCUCGGCGUCGGGAGCGUCGUGCGCGGGCUGAUACACGAGCGCUCUUUCCAAUAUCUAUUUGGAUCCCGAUAUUCGAAGAAGCAUAUACCGGGCGAGCUGGCGCGGCAUGGGCUCGAUACCGGGGAUUUACCUGAAAGGUUACAGGACACGGCCGUCUUCUCCUUCAAGCAAGGCCUCGCGACGUUGACAGAUGCGUUGGAGCACGCGUUGCUCAGAUGCGAGAACGUCCGUCUACUGAAAGGCGCCGCUGUGGAUCACAUCAAGGGUCACGGCCGGGGCGAAUUCCUCAUCGGCAUAACGCCGGACAAGAAGCGGAAGCAGCCUUUCCCGCGAAUGGACUCGCCUCCCGUCUCCCAUCUCAUCUCCACCGUCCCGAUCCCCACCCUCGAGCGCCUAUUCCAGAACGGGGACCGCAACCCGAACGACGGCAAGAUAUUCUUCCCAUGGACCCAGCCCGGCUCGAAUCACUUCCCUUACGCCUCCGUCGUCGUCGUCAACCUCGUCUUCCCGCCCUCCGACACGCCCCUCCACCCGCCCGGCCUCGGCUUCCUCGUACCCCGCCCGGCCAACGGCUACGACUCGCUCCCGAACCGGGGUAUCCUCUCCGUCUCCUUCGACUCGCGCAACGUCGGGCCCGCGCAGGACUACGCGCUCGGCGAGAAGACGCGCGGCGAGGUGGGCUCGUCCCGGUUCACGAAGAUGAGCGUCAUGCUCGGCGGGCCGUUCCCGCUCACGCCCGCGCUCGUCGACCCGCCGACGGUCGUGCGGAACGUGUCGACGUACCUCGGCCGCGACCUGCCCAAGCCCGUGCUGUCGCGCGUGCACAUCCUCCCGAGGUGCUUCCCGGCGUACACGCUUGGCCACAGCACGAAGGUGCAGCAUGUACAGAAGGUGGCGCGCCCGGCGAAAGUGGCGGUCGUCGGCGCGGGCGUUGCGGGUGCGGACGUGGACACCUGCGUUGCGGUGGCAAGGGCCGCUGCACUUGGUAAAUGGCUAGACGAGUGAUAUGUAUAUCGCACGCUAUGCUCCCGAUGUGACAUACUGCACUUCGCAUUUUUUGUUGUUAUGAUGACGUGCUCGACGAUGUUCUUCCUCGCACAUCGUCUGUCG